GUGACCCAAACAGAUCCGCCACUUCCGCUUCCCCUCGGCUUUCUUCUCGUCGGUGUUCCCGGCUGCUAUAGAGCCGGGUGAGAGAGCGAGCGCCCGUCCGCGGGCGUCGAGGGCGGUUUGCCUCGCGCUGACCCUUCCCGCCCUCCUUCUCGUCACAAACCAGGUCCCCGCGGAAGCGGCGGUGUCGGCGCCAUGGCGGAGCUGACGGCUCUUGAGAGUCUCAUCGAGAUGGGCUUCCCCAGGGGACGCGCGGAGAAGGCUCUGGCCCUCACAGGGAACCAGGGCAUCGAGGCAGCGAUGGAUUGGCUGAUGGAGCACGAAGACGACCCCGAUGUGGACGAGCCUCUAGAGACUCCCCUUGGACAUAUCCUGGGACGGGAGCCCACUUUCUCAGAGCAAGGCGGCCUUGAAGGAUCUGGUUCUGCUGCCGGAGAAGGCAAACCCGUUUUGAGUGAAGAGGAAAGACAGGAACAGACUAAGAGGAUGUUGGAGCUGGUGGCCCAGAAGCAGCGGGAGCGUGAAGAGAGAGAGGAACGGGAGGCAUUGGAACGGGAACGGCAGCGCAGGAGACAAGGGCAAGAGUUGUCAGCAGCACGACAGCGGCUACAGGAAGAUGAGAUGCGCCGAGCUGCUGAGGAGAGGCGGAGGGAAAAGGCUGAGGAGUUGGCAGCCAGACAAAGAGUUAGAGAAAAGAUCGAGAGGGACAAAGCAGAGAGAGCCAAGAAGUAUGGUGGCAGUGUGGGCUCUCAGCCACCCCCACCGGCACCAGAGCCAGGUCCUGUUCCCUCUUCUCCCAGCCAGGAGCCUCCCACCAAGCGGGAGUAUGACCAGUGUCGCAUACAGGUCAGGCUGCCAGAUGGGACCUCACUGACCCAGACGUUCCGGGCCCGGGAACAGCUGGCAGCCGUGAGGCUCUAUGUGGAGCUCCACCGUGGGGAGGAACCAGGUGGGGGCCAGGACCCUGUGCAAUUGCUCAGUGGCUUCCCCAGACGGGCCUUCUCAGAAGCUGACAUGGAGCGGCCUCUGCAGGAGCUGGGUAUGGCUGCAAGACUAGAAACCAGGACCUGGGGGAGUUGGGAGGCAUGCCUGGGAAAAGGAGGGAUGCAAAGAGAAGAGGCUUUGUGAACAUGGUGCAAGGCCAGGAAUUUUGGGAGCAAAAAUCAAGUAUCCUUGUGGUUCAAGCCUGUUUUCUUCCAUCUUCAGGACUUGUGCCUUCUGCUGUUCUCAUUGUGGCGAAGAAAUGUCCCAGCUGAGGGCCUUUGUCCCAUCGUCCCUCUGUGACCCCUUCAUCUUUGAUAAAGCACUGACAUCUCCUUCCUAAUAAAUAGACCCUGAGUUCUGUA
Molecule: messenger RNA, 1343 nt
Organism: Nomascus leucogenys (northern white-cheeked gibbon)
Lineage: Eukaryota; Metazoa; Chordata; Mammalia; Primates; Hylobatidae
Gene: UBXN1
Product: UBX domain protein 1
Molecular function (GO): protein binding
Source: RefSeq, a predicted model, not a curated record